Molecule: messenger RNA, 927 nt
Organism: Bactrocera dorsalis (oriental fruit fly)
Lineage: Eukaryota; Metazoa; Arthropoda; Insecta; Diptera; Tephritidae
Exons: 2
Coding region: 1-927 (308 amino acids)
Source: RefSeq, a predicted model, not a curated record
AUGGUAAACGAACUCAACAAACCGCCUUCACAGGAAAAUUUAGCGCUUGGUGAGCGCCUGCUCGAUUCGCAAAGACAAUUGCAAGAGAUGCAGGAAGAACACCGACAGUUGCUACAAGAAAUGCAAGUACUACGACAACGGGCCGCUGCCUUGAGUCAUUUGAAUGAACAACAAUUCAGUCGUGUUGGGGAACAGCGACGUGGAACGGCACCUACACCUGAUGCACACGAAGAUAAUACAGACCCUCAACAGACCGAUGCUACAGAAUUAGCCGCUGCAGAGGUUGAGGAGCAAGAAACCGCUAUCAUUGCCUCACCAAAUGAUGCCAUGGAACAAAGCGCCAAUUUAAAUACAGACAGCAGUCAAAAAACACUCAGUUCUUCACAAACGAAUGCGUCGGAAAACGACGAGGAUGACGAUGAUCCCGAAACAGCGGAGUAUUUGCAGAAAAAGUUAGCGGAAAUAGCGGCAUUGAAAGCCCGUUUUAAGCAUGUUCAGAACAUAAUGAAUACCACUGAAAAGAUAGAGGAGCAUAUAGCCUCAAAAGAUAUUCUAAAUAGCACUACUACAGCCGCAUUGGAGAGUUCACUAUCUAAAUUACUUAUUGCCGAUAGUAAAGACGAAGUGCAGUCUCCGUGUGUGACCAGUACCACGACUAUUCAGCCAACUACUACUAAAUUAAAUGAAAGCGAUACUAAUAUACAAACUGAAGUUAAAAAAUACGAAAACACAACGAACGACGAGGAGCAAACUCUUAAUUCAUAUGCACCAUCACAGGUGGCCAAUGAGGAGCUACUUUCAGCUAUGAUGAAUAUGUUUAGCGAUUUUACUGCAGAUUUACGUAGUCAAGCGGAUGAUUUGCGUGCGGAACGUGAUCGUUUGCGAGCGCUUAAAGAAGAUCUUUUACGCAGGAAGCGCCAGUCAUAA